GGCAACACUUCCGUUGGCGGCCUGGAUCCAUGGAUGCUAAUCUCUACUUCGCCUUCAUUUAAUCCCGGCCUCCCAUGUCACAAUCCCUCUCUCUGACCAUCUAUUUCCCUCAAACUCACCAUGGCGGACGAUAAUCCUUCUCGCGAAGACGAGCAGGUGGAGGAGGAAGAGGAGAUCGACGAGACCGGCUACAAGACAGUGAAAGAUGCCGUGCUCUUUGCGAUUGAAGUCAGCGACUCGAUGCUCACCUCCCGUCCAUCGCCGGAUCCCAAAAAGUUCAAAGAGGAAUCGCCCACGACCGCAGCCCUGAAAUGCGCCUACCACCUAAUGCAACAACGGAUCAUUUCGAACCCCAAUGACAUGAUGGGAGUCUUACUCUACGGGACGCGGGCGUCCAAAUUCUACGACGAAGACGAAAGUAGUCGCGGCGAUCUCUCCUACCCACAUUGCUACCUGUUCACGGAUUUGGAUAUUCCUUCGGCACGGGAGGUCAAGGAGCUUCGCGCGCUCGCAGAGGACGAGGGCAAAGCUAGGGACAUAUUGGUUCCGGGAGAUGAGCGCGUUUCCAUGGCCAACGUGCUCUUCUGCGCCAACCAAAUUUUCACGUCAAAGGCGCCCAAUUUUCUGUCUCGACGGCUAUUCAUCGUGACCGACAACGACAAUCCCCAUGGCGACAACAAAAGUCUUCGCUCCGCUGCCACCGUGCGAGCCAAGGAUUUGUACGAUCUUGGUGUCACUAUCGAGCUGUUCCCAAUUUCUCAACCGGAUCACGAGUUUGACGGCUCCAAGUUUUACGAUGAUAUCAUUUACAAAUCGUCCCCGAAUGAUCCGGAGGCUCCUACAUAUCUACAACCCGAUUCAAAAGCCCUGACGGCCAAUAGUGAUGGGAUAGCAUUGCUCAACACUCUGCUCUCUAGCAUUAACUCGAGAUCUGUCCCGCGUCGUGCCCACUUUUCGAACAUGCCACUGGAGAUAGGGCCGAACUUCAAAAUCUCUGUAUCGGGGUAUCUUCUCUUCCGACGUCAAGCGUCGGCAAGGAAUUCCUACGUCUGGUUAGGGGGUGAGAAACCUCAACUCGUUAAAGGAACAUCGACCCAAAUCGCAGAAGAUACGGCACGAACAAUUGAAAAAUGGGAAAUCAAAAAGGCGUACAAGUUUGGUGGGGACCAAGUGUCUUUCACGCCCGAUGAACAGAAAGCCUUGAAAGACUUCGGUGAGCCGGUGAUUCGGAUCAUCGGGUUCAAGCCCCUCUCGGCGCUCCCAUUUUGGGCCAAUGUCAAGCAUCCAUAUUUCAUAUAUCCGUCGGAGGAGGACUUCGUGGGGUCGGCGCGGGUAUUUUCGGCCCUGCACCAAAGCCUCCUGCGAAACAAAAAGAUGGCUCUUGUCUGGUUCAUCCCACGCAAGAACGCAGGUCCUGUGUUGGGUGCCAUGUUGGCUGGAGAGGAAAAGCUGGACGAGACCGGAGUGCAGAAGUUCCCUCCCGGCAUGUGGAUUAUUCCCCUGCCAUUUGCCGACGACGUUCGACAGAAUCCCGAGACCAGUCUGAACGUGGCACCGGAGCCGCUGAUUGACCAAAUGCGAAUGGUCGUCCAGCAGCUUCAGCUCCCCAAGGCAUCUUAUGAGCCGCUGAAAUACCCCAAUCCAUCGCUGCAAUGGCAUUACCGCAUCCUGCAGGCACUUGCUCUGGAUGAAGAUCUCCCGGACAAACCAGAAGAUAAAACGACGCCGAAAUACCGCCAGAUCGACAAGCGAGCUGGUGACUACGUGCUGGCCUGGGCCGACGAACUUGAGAAGCAGUAUGCGCAGACAGCGCCAUCCGGCCCCAAGAGCACUCUAGUUAAGCGGGGCGCAAAAUAUCGCGCUGCCGAGUCUGAGGACGGAAGCGGUCAUACAUCCAAGAAGGUGAAAACUGGGAGUGGAUCGGAAGGAGUUGAAGACGAAGUACGCCUUCAAUAUCAGAAAGGAAGUCUAUCCAAGCUUACGGUGCCUAUUCUUAAAACCUUUCUCACUUCUCAUGGCCGCUCAGCUGCUGGGAAGAAAGCAGACCUGGUUGAACGGGUGGAGGAAUACUUGGAGAAAAAAUAAUGGCGCCAAGGAUCGGAAUCGGCUUCUUGGGCGUAACGAGGUAGAUGAACUUACUCUAUUAUCUAAUGAAAACAUGCUUGAUAUCCAAGGAC
Aspergillus steynii IBT 23096 is the source of this 2177-nucleotide messenger RNA. RefSeq names its product putative DSB repair complex subunit Ku70 (gene akuA). The transcript is spliced from 6 exons. Gene Ontology annotation, molecular function: damaged DNA binding; double-stranded DNA binding; DNA helicase activity. NCBI's taxonomy places the organism in Eukaryota, Fungi, Ascomycota, Eurotiomycetes, Eurotiales, Aspergillaceae. Gene Ontology annotation, biological process: telomere maintenance; cellular response to gamma radiation; cellular response to X-ray. The record is from RefSeq and is a predicted model, not a curated record. Gene Ontology annotation, cellular component: Ku70:Ku80 complex; nucleus. The coding region runs from base 121 to 2085 and encodes 654 amino acids.